AGCAGCCAUAGUGUCGCAUCGCAGGUACACAAGUCGGGUAUACUCGUCAGACCCGUAUGAACAGUAUUUAAAUUAAUACCCAAAUCGGUUUUGGAUCGGUGAAUCCCUUUUUACGAACCUCGUAUAUCGGCUCCUUGAUAGCCCUAGUCCUGAAUCCUCCAAUUUCAAUGUGAUUUUGCACAACCCCUAGAGAGUUAGGGUUAAUGUUUAAAAUGCUGUAUACGUUAAUCAAUCGUAUCAAACUCCUCAUUUGGAUGACGACAUGCGCUGAUCAUGUUAUUGUCACAGCGUGCCCCCAAGGUUGGUACCAAUGGCAUAACUCGUGUUACAUUGGACUUGAAGAAAAGCUGACUUGGUUUGAUGCUAUGACGACUUGUCAGCGUCCAGGGGGUGGUCUUUUUGUGCCCAACCAACGGGAAGAACAUGAGUUCAUUAUGAAACUACGUGACAAAGUGUUCAGCGAGUUUGAUACGAGGCAUCUUUGGAUCGGGUGUGAUAUCGUCGACGGGAAUCGAAGGUGUGCUGGAAGGCAAAACGCAAACAGCGUGUACACCAACUGGGCGAGCGAUGGUGGCAACGAUAGGAUUGGGCAAUUUUGUAUUGCAAAGGGGCCAUAUCAGGAUGGGGAACUUUACCUAAGUGACUGCUAUGCGCGUAAAUGUGUGAUGUGCGAAAUGCCUUGCGUUGUGCCGUCUUACUGCGCAUCGCUGGGAACUGACGGCCGCGUGGCACCGUGUCUGCACGGUCAUGAGAUCAAGAACCUGACGGUCCAGGGAGUCAGCGAGUGCGGCCAGGCCUGCUGGGCCGAGCCCCGAUGCCGCUCCUUCAAUCUCUGGCAGGGAGGUCCAGCCAAGACCUGCCAACUCAACGACGUGACGAGCAACGAGGUAAGCGCUGAUAACCUCACUGAACAGGGAAAAUGUACCUUCUUCGAAUUGUAGAUGCACAUUUCAUCACGAAAUUAUUUUCUCCGAAAAUGCACACGUCGGAUUGAUUGAACCAGUAAAUUAUUGCUUUGGACUGGCAUAGAAACUAUUUUUUUUUGGAAAGAAGUAUACAGAAGUUUAACCUUAACUUUCAGAACAAGCUCCUUUGUUUGCAGUUUUUGUCCCUCCACAUCAGUGAUGUUCUUUUUAAAGUUAAUUGCAUGGUUGUGUUCUCACCAAACAUGUCCCUUUAUGAUG
This is a messenger RNA of Patiria miniata (bat star), 1184 nucleotides long. Its product is annotated as C-type lectin domain family 4 member D-like. The record is from RefSeq and is a predicted model, not a curated record. The transcript has a single exon. Lineage: Eukaryota; Metazoa; Echinodermata; Asteroidea; Valvatida; Asterinidae. The coding region runs from base 204 to 941 and encodes 245 amino acids.